Penicillium maclennaniae is the source of this 2649-nucleotide messenger RNA. RefSeq lists its product as uncharacterized. The transcript is spliced from 2 exons. Bases 1 to 2649 code for a protein of 882 amino acids. NCBI's taxonomy places the organism in Eukaryota, Fungi, Ascomycota, Eurotiomycetes, Eurotiales, Aspergillaceae. The record is from RefSeq and is a predicted model, not a curated record.
AUGUUGUCUGCUCCCGUUAAAUCGGCGAAGCGCAUCUCGUCCUUGUUUUCGCUGGGAGGACACAAGGAUCAAAGUGGACCAGGAUCACCUGCCUCGUCAGGAUUUUCCGACACAAGCAGCAGGAAACGCAGCAGCUCAAGGCCAACUCGUCAUGUCUCAACCCCCAAUGCCGCCUUUUCCGAACCCAGGACAGUUCCCAACUCCGCUCAAAUGGAGCAAUUCGAUCUGGAAAGCCUUCCGCCCCCGCCAUCACUCCUGACCGUGAAUCAGGACCUCGCCAGCAGCGCCCCCAGCUCGCCUGUCGACAGCCGCCCUCGCAGCAGGGGUCGCGAUUUCAGCCGGCCCUCCAGUUCGGCCGGCUUAGCCAUUCCGGGUUCCACUCCAGACUCCCGCCCGAGUACGCCAUCAAAACGACGAAGUUGGAUGCCUGGUAUGGCAGGGCGAUCGCGGGCAAGCUCGGUGGACAAGCGGGCCCCUGCCCCCACGCUGCCCAGCGCAUGGAUUGCUGGGCUUGAUCAAAAAGUGGUGUAUGAUAUGGGACCCCUCACGAGAGGUGAACAGAAGGUGACACUUAUGUCUAUCUCUUCCCCAAAAUACCGGCCGAUCGGCCUCAUUCAAGGUAGACUCGACUAUCUUCGCCGAAUCUCCUUCCUUACCUUCCUCGCCCGCGGCACUGACGCCAAAACCAACGGCCUGGAGCAACCGACUCGCACUCUUUCCCUCCAGAACCCCAUGUCUCCGCCCCUGACCCCGCAAGACCACCUGGAAGACGAUGACAACGAUAGCUCGGGCAGCCAAAGAAUGGCCUUUGAGGAUGGUCCUGAUGAGCAGCAGGAGUUGCACCUCUACUUGCCUAUCCCAUUGAACAGCGACGUAUCCAACCCGCAGUGUCGGUUGUCUGCAGACGACACCGAGGCUUUACUCCUUUUCCGUAACUUGUUCGCCUUCCUCUUGGGUCAGUCCCUCAUCGCUUCCCCCAAGUCAUCUUCCCUCUUUAGCAUUUUCAUGGAUGUGGCCGUGCUGCUCGCUCGGUUCGAGUUCUCCAAUCUUGAUGGAUCGAACUUCGGUGAAACUGCCACUUCCAGUUUUAGCAACUACUGUGACGAACUGCGUCUGGCCGAUGUGCGGAGGAGUCGUGAGAAGACUAUCGAGGCCAUUGUUCUUGGUGAGCGCCUGCGAUACUACCCGCUCUACCUAGAAGGAUUCGUCCACGGUGUCGGAAAGCUGGAUGAGAUCAAGCAGCUGCGAAGCCCGAAGUUUGGCUUCAUCCAUCCUGUUACUCAGAAGCGACUUGAGCGUGGCUUCAUUGAUCUCGACACUCGUCUUCGGGGUCUCUAUGGCAAACUUGAGGACUUUGACUUCCCCUCAGUCUUCUCCGGCAUCGCGAACUCGACGACUUCCGCUGAGAGCAAGGUCGUACGCUUCAAGAAUUGGAAGACCGGAUUCAUGGACUUCCGUCGCUUCACCAUGGGAUACUAUCGCCAGAAGUAUGGCUCUUGGCCCCGAAAGGCUCGGUCCAAGAAGAAUGAAUUCGAGGAAAGUGGUUUGAACCGUCUUCUCCUCCUGGAUCUUUACCGUGAUUUUACCGACCUCUACGACCUUCUGGUGGAUCGUACAGCACUCACAACGCGUAGAAUAGACUCUUCUGCCGCUGGUGGUGACGCCAGCUCUACAGAUCCCAAGGAUAUGACGAUUCGCGCCAUCCGCCAAGUGCUUAGCGAGUACGAUCGCAGUACCCCCCCUGUCUCGCCCCCGAUUCCUUUCGAUAUUCCGCAGUUGCCUUCAGUGCAACCUCUGCACCGCAAGCCGCUCGAUGCGAAGAAGGAAGCCAAGCAAAAUAGCAAGAAGCUCAAGAGUUCCGACAUCAAUGCAGUCCUCAUGGGAUCCUAUACCCGCGAGGCCAUGCGCCCGACUCCCUUCAUCGAGAGUUUCAUGCAGUUUGAACGUCGCGCUGCCAGCGGAAAGAGCUGUGCUGACCUGAUGGACUUGCGUUGUGGUCAGUGGAUCUUCCUGUAUGCGGUAAUUCAGUCUUUGCCCAUGCUCGUCGUGAAUGUUCCCGACGUUCGUUUCACCGAGGGUGUUGAGUACUUCCUCUGUGUCGCUCCUCGCGGCGGAGCUCCUUGGAUUCACAAUGACACCAAGACUGCCCGCAGCUGGUUUGGAGUUGCUGGUGGUGCUGGUGUUGUGAGACUUCCCUCCGAUGUGGUCAUCAACGGAGUGGAAGGUGUCUACCGCCGCAGUCACUGCUGGCAGGUGGCCGAGCAAUGGGCCGAGGCUGGUCAAUUGAUUGAGCCCCCACUAAUGGAGGACGCUUACGAGGAGAAUGAAUCCUCCAUCUCCUCGCCUUACCAGGGUCAACAGUCUUCUGCUGGCUCCUAUUCUGACGCACAGCCGCCCCCGUCGUUAAUGGGAGCUGCCCACGGCGGUCUAACGCCUCCUCCCGUCAUCCCUCGCACACGCUCUCCCGGUACCGCCAAUCGGGCUGAGCACAGGCACUCCAUCUACCCGGGUCUCGAAGCCCUUCCUUUACCUGCUGGCAUUGCUCCUAUCGAGCCUCCUGCGCGCCCCGUGAGCCACUUCAACCCCAACAUGAGCUUUGACGACAUCCUAAAGGAAGUGCCCCAGAAGGGGAGCAAGAAGAAGCACUAA